This is a messenger RNA of Cuscuta epithymum, 2237 nucleotides long. NCBI's taxonomy places the organism in Eukaryota, Viridiplantae, Streptophyta, Magnoliopsida, Solanales, Convolvulaceae. The record is from the annotation of a GenBank genome assembly.
AUAUAAGUCUAGUUCUCCACCAUACUGAUUUUGCUAGCUAGCAGCAAACUAUGGCUUCAGCUACGUUUACAAUUUCAUGCACCACCACCACCACCCCCAUCUCCGCCUCCAACUCCCACCACCUUCACAGACCUUCAAAGUUCUCACUCAACCCAAACCCGCCCAAGCACCGCCGCAGCAAGCUCUCAUGCGCUGCUUCCUCGUCAAAAGACCAAACCCCGGCGCCGGAAAAGAACAUUUCUCCGGACACGACAAUUGACCGGAGAAAUGUUCUCCUAGGUCUUGGCGGCCUCUACGGCGCCUACAACCUAUCCCUUUCCGGCGGCGGAGCGCUGGCAAAGCCGGUCCCUCCCCCGGUCAUUAAAGAAUGCGGCACAGCUAUCAUUUCGGGAACCAGUGAUCCUGUGCCCUAUUCUUGCUGCCCUCCCUACUCCGACACCAUUGUUGACUACAAGCUCCCGAAGUUCUCCACGCUGAACGUAAGGCCGGCGGCGCACGACGUGGACGCGGAGUACUUGGAGAAGUACAAGACCGCCGUUCAGAAAAUGAGGGACCUCCCGCCGGAAGAUCCCCGGAGCUGGACCGCUCAAGCGAAGGUCCACUGCGCUUACUGUAACGAGGCCUAUAAGCUUGCAGAUGGUGUGACGUCCUAUCAGGUCCACAACUCAUGGCUAUUCUUCCCCUUCCAUAGAUGGUACCUAUACUUCCACGAGAGGAUUUUACAAUCCUUGAUCAAUGAUCCAACGUUCACCCUGCCGUACUGGAACUGGGACAACCCAAAAGGCAUGUAUAUCCCAGAAAUCUUCGACGACCCGUCAUCUUCGUUGUACGAUCCUGAAAAGCGUGACACGAUCAACACCAAAGAAUACGUCGUGGACCUAAGUUACGGUAAAGACAGUGCUGACCCGGAUCACAAAAACGAUCUCCGAACUGUGAGGAACAAUCUUGCGAUAAUGUACCGCCAGAUGAUGGGCACGCGGAGCCCAUCACUUUUCUUCGGCCAUGUUCUCCGAGCGGAGGGUUACGAUAAUGAAUCAGGCGGUGGAAGCAUAGAGAGCGGUGCCCACACCGCCAUGCACCUGUGGGUUGGUAACCGCGACCAGGAUCACCAUGAGGACAUGGGUAACUUCUAUUCCGCAGCUAAUGACCCUCUUUUCUAUUGCCACCAUGGGAAUGUUGACCGGAUGUGGUCCAUUUGGAAGACUUUGCCUGGCAAGCGGCGUCGCGAUUGCUCUGAUCCCGAUUAUCUGCAAUCUGAGUUCCUCUUCUAUGAUGAAAACAAAAAUCUUGUUAAGGUCAAGGUUCAAGACUGUCUUGAUGAAACCAAACUUGGUUACACUUUUCAGCCAAUGCCGACACUAUGGGAGAAAUGUAGACCGCCCCCGAAAAAGAAGGCAGUGUUGAAAAGCACCAAAAAAUCUUUCCCACCGGCCAGUAAGAUCUUACCAACAACCUUAGCACACACUAUAACAUUUACUGUGAUGAGGCCAACUUUAGUAAGAUCAAAGGAAGACAAGGAAGACAAGGAUGAGAUAUUGAAGCUGGGCAUAACAUAUGAUCCAACCAAGUACAUUAAUUUUGACGUGUUUCUGAAUGAAGACAAUGAGUGUAAGGCGACCGAGUUGGAUCGGGCCGAGUACGUUGGGAGUUUCUCCAACUUGGCUCACAUUCAUACCGAUCCCGAUAAAUCCAUGAAAAUCUCAUAUGACUCUGCCAUAACUGAGCUACUUGAAGACUUGGGGCUUGAAAGUGAGAGAAGUAUUUCAGUUACUUUGGUACCAAAGUGCGACGGUGAAUUUGUGACGAUCAAUAGCGCAAAAAUCACAAUGCAGACUGAAUGUUGAUUUUAGGGAUCUAGAGUGAGGUAGUAUGGAGUAUGUUUCUUGUAUGGUGUUCGAGAAAGAACAAAACAAUAAUUUCCUUGCUUUGAGUUGUGAUAUAUUUACAAUAUUGCAUCUCAUUGGUUGCUGUUCUAUUUGUAUGUCACUUAUUAAUUGUGAUCCGGUAUGAACAAUGCUGAAAAACAAAAACUAGUCAAUAUUUAAAUAGACAAACUAUGUUGUGUGGCACUAAUAAACCUAAUAAUGUUCUUUCAUAAAUACUUCAUCCCUCCUGUUUUACCUGUCCUGUUUUCGUUUUUGGGUUGUCACAAAAUAAGUGUUACAUUUCUCCUUUUGAAAAGAAAUACUACGUAUAUGGUUUACAAUAUUUCAUUUUUAUGCUCAAAAUUUCAACAA